AUUGUUCCUCGGCCGAAAUGUGGGGAAACAUCAGUGCGAGCAACUGAGCGAGCGACUGCUCAGCGCGGGAAUAAAGCUGGUGAAUCGAACUCGCUCGUUAACUUCAUUCUUUUUUCCCCCUCAUAUUCUUCUUUUCUUACACAUCCGGCGAUCUUUAAAUUGCGGCAAUGGUAGACUUCAACGUUAAUGGCAAGACCGCAGUGGUGACGGGAGGCACCCGAGGAUUGGGUCUUUAUACGGCAGAGGCGUAUGUUCUUGGAGGAGCUAAAACAGUGGUGAUCACAUCGAGAAACGUGAAAGCUUGCCAGGAGGCCAAGGCUUACUUGGAGAAAGUUGCGGGCGAGAAUGGCAAGAUGACCGAGAUCAUCUCCAUCCCCGCCGAUUUGGCCAAAGAAAAGGAAUGCGAGCAGUUUUUCAAGAGUGUGAUGGAGAAAGUAGCCACCAUCAACAUUCUCGUGGCCAAUGCCGGAGCGUCGUGGGGAGCACCGUUGGAAAGCCACCCCGUGUCUGCAGUGAAGAAAAUCUUGGAUCUAAACGUGGUGGCUGUGUUCCAUACGAUCCAAUUGUUUGCGCCGAUCCUCGAGGAGGCAGGUACUGCCGAGGACCCGCUGAGAAUCUUGAUCAUGUCGUCUGUGGCGUCGUUGGUGGCCAGCGAUCCUGUGGGCGUGUACGGCUACUUGGCGUCGAAGUCAGGCGUGUCCCACAUGGGCAAGAACUUGGCGUUGCAGUUGGGGCCCCGCAACAUCACCGUGAACUCCUUGGCACCGGGCUUUUUCCCUACCAAGAUGUCUCAGGGUGUCUUGGAUAUGGCCGGCGAUAUCAUGGCCGAACUGAAUCCGCGCAAGAGACUUGGUGUGAAGGAAGAUAUCAUGAGCGCAGUGCUAUUCUUGAGUGCUCGGCAGUCCAACUACAUCAACGGGAUUGUGCUUCCUAUAGACGGAGGCUCGCACGUGGGAGGCGGGUUCACACCAAAGCUCUAAGUCAGCUGCGUGGCCCGAGAAACAUGACUUGGUUACAUGAGGUGUGGGAAAGACAACGGCAAGCCGCUUUUCCACGGUUGGGGCUGGGGAGAUAUUCAUGUGUCUUUUCGCUGAUACCAUAUGUAAGCCGGAAGCUGCUCGCCGGAAACGAUCAGGUAUGUAUUACAUUGUAAUAUUGACAUGCGGUGGCAGCACCUUGCAACCCACGCAGACUGUAGCCCGGAACACCCACAAGUCACAGGUCCGCUUUCGCCCGAAAGAAAAAAAAAUACCCCCUUGCCUUAUGUAUUUUUAUUCACACCG
Molecule: messenger RNA, 1283 nt
Organism: Metschnikowia bicuspidata var. bicuspidata NRRL YB-4993
Lineage: Eukaryota; Fungi; Ascomycota; Pichiomycetes; Serinales; Metschnikowiaceae
Exons: 1
Coding region: 168-980 (270 amino acids)
Source: RefSeq, a predicted model, not a curated record